CGAUUAUAUCGAGUCUAGCAAGUACACAAUGUUUUGGAAGUACGGAGUGAUACUAACGACUAUUGGUAGUACUCUACCUUCCGUUUGAUCAGAGACUUGCAACAAUGCAGUAUGUGUUGGAGCCACUAGCCCAAUCAGGCCUUAGCGUCAGGUGUACCUUUUCGCCACCCACCUUCAACAACUACUCACUCGAUACCAGUGCCCUUGCAGCACAAUCCUCAUGCCCUCAACUCUGACCCGCGCCAUCUCACCUCCACCUCGACAAACAAAACGUCGAAAACAAUCAGAGACUGCACAUGCGACUCGGCAGCGACAAAAUGACGCAAACCAUCCGCUCUCGACCCCACCAGAGCACACGCUAGCGGCCGUGGAGGCAGGCAGAGUCAGAAUCGAAGGGCAUCUAGAGUAUUUCAAAGAACGUCUAUCGAAAGUAUGUCGGCCUGUGGAAGAGGGUGUACCCAAUAUCUCGAUCGAGGAUUGGGCAAGAUUGUAUAAGGGGUGUGAGUAUGAGUGUGGGAAUCACUUUGUGGUGCAUCAGCAUAACCAUCCGGUUUCGGGUGUGCAUUAUGAUCUCCGCUUACAGUUUUCGGAAACAAGCAGCAUGUCAUUCGCUGUGCCCAAAGGCCUGCCGGGGAACCCGAAUUCCAAGAGCUUGGGGAGGAUGGCGAUUGAGACAAGAGUGCAUAAUCUAUGGAACCACCUCAUCGAAUCCGCAUCCACGAGGACAGGCUCACUUCUCAUCUGGGACACUGGGAAAUACACAGUCUUGCCUCGGAAGAAAUCAUCCAAUAGACCCCCAUCGCUGCAGACCACGGACGAGGAUUCAAAUACCGAUCUCGAAGACCAGAGUAGCCGAGAGGACGAGGCUAGAAACGAGAACGAGAGGCUCAUCGACGCCUUCAAAGCACGCUACAUUCGCCUCCGCCUCAACGGCGCAAGGCUCCCCAAGGAUUACACCAUCACUUUGCGCCUCCCCUCCGCUAAGAACGUGUCUAAACCGCGGCCCGCGAAGAGAAAAAGACCGAGAAAACCUAAAGCGAAGAAUGCACCCCAGUCCACCGACUCUGAACCGGAAGACACAGACAAGGGCGCAGAGUUGCCACCGGAAGACGCGCAAGACAUCGAUACAGACUCCAGCGAAGACGCCCACAUACGCCUUACCAACGCGUAUCCCGGCUCCACGAACAGCAUAGGCUCUGUGCAUCAGCGGGCGUGGUUCAUCCUGCUGGACCGGGCAUCGAGCGGAUUCGUGCAGGACAGUGAGACGGGGAAGUGGGUCAGCCGAGAAGGUAGCGGGUUUGAACCAUUUCUUGUGCUGGGGAGGGAUGUCGAGAGGAGCGUUGUUACAGGGCGGUUGGCGAGGGAGGUAGAGGGUGAUGAAGGGGUGGAGGGUUUUGUUGGGAGGGGGGGAUGGGUGGGGAUUACUAGAUGA
Molecule: messenger RNA, 1432 nt
Organism: Paraphaeosphaeria sporulosa
Lineage: Eukaryota; Fungi; Ascomycota; Dothideomycetes; Pleosporales; Didymosphaeriaceae
Exons: 3
Coding region: 221-1432 (403 amino acids)
Source: RefSeq, a predicted model, not a curated record